This is a messenger RNA of Auxenochlorella protothecoides, 417 nucleotides long. RefSeq lists its product as hypothetical. NCBI's taxonomy places the organism in Eukaryota, Viridiplantae, Chlorophyta, Trebouxiophyceae, Chlorellales, Chlorellaceae. The record is from RefSeq and is a predicted model, not a curated record. The transcript has a single exon. Bases 1 to 417 code for a protein of 138 amino acids.
AUGCACAGCGGGGUGCCUAUACGGGCACAGCGUCUGACGACUCCUUCUUGGGGGGCAGGCCCAGCAGCUGCGCCACCGAGAUGUCGCGCUCCGCAGCCACCUGCCGCAGCGUGCGCAUGGCACGCAGGCCCUCAAUCGCGGCCUUGGCGUUGUUCAGGGGGUUGCUGCCGCCAACCUGCUUGCCAAAACCGUUCCUCACGCCCGCCAGCUCCAGGACCACCCUCACGGCUCCCCCCGCGAUCACGCCGGUUCCCUCGGAGGCCGGUCGCAGGAGCACCUGCGUGGCGGACGAGCAGUUGCGAUCGAGCAGUUCAAGGUUUUGGGUGUGCACUGGGCAGAAGUUGUGUUUCAGCAUGCACGUGGAGUGCAGCUGAACGAGGUCAGACUGCUCGUCAUUUCUGGCUCAUGGAUAUAUAG